AUCUAUUAAGCCUAGUGACGUAGAGUUUGUGCGACGUUUUUAUGAUAACUACGUCAGUUUUGUGAGACAAAGCUGUCUGAGCAUCAUGGCGUCCGGAGGGGGAGAAAUGUCCGACCCAGAACUGGACGAAUUACUGGACAGUGCUUUGGAUGACUUUGAGAAAGCUUCUUCUCCUCCGGCCCCUGAACCCGCGGCGGCCUCCUCCUCCUCAGCCAGCAGUGGUGCAGAGAAGCCCCCCCUGCUGGAGGACUGCAAACUCUUUGAGAGUCUCUUUGAGGGGGACAUGGCGACCCAGGCCAGGGACGAGUGGGAGAAGGCCAUGUCGGAGCUGGCUCAGGAGGAGCCGGAACUGCUCCAGCACUUCCAGAAACUGUCAGAGGCUGCAGGCAAAGUUGGCACUGACACCGCCUCCCAGCAGGAGUUCACUUCCUGUCUUAAGGACACCCUCCGUGGCCUCGCGAAGAAUGCAGACAACCUCCAAUCUUCAGGUCUAGCUGGAGACGACCUGGUUAAGGCUCUUGAGGGUCUUGGGUUGGACGAGGGCGGUGAAACCGGUGGAGACGAUGGGAACAUCCUGCCCGUCAUGCAGUCCAUCAUGCAGAAUCUGCUCUCUAAAGAAGUGCUUUAUCCUUCCCUCAAAGAAAUCACCACUAAGUACCCAGAGUGGCUUGAAGCAAACAAACCCAGCUUAAGUGCAGAGGACUACCGGCGCUAUGAGCAGCAAUCCAGAGUCAUGGGAGAAAUCUGUAAACUCUUUGAGACCGAAGAGCAGGGAGUCGAAAAUAAAGAGAAAACUUUUGAGAGCAUCAUGGAUCUGAUGCAGCAGCUGCAAGACCUAGGCCAGCCACCAAAGGAGUUGGCAGGAGAUGUGCCUCCAGGCUUAAACUUUGACAUGGAGUCCCUGAACCUCCCUGGAGGCCUUGGAGCCGGGGCCCCGGAUCAGUGCUCCAUCAUGUGAGGGGGUGGCGUGGUUCAUCAGGAGAUCUGGUGCCGAACGGUUCCUCUGUAUGAGUCAGAGAACAACAGACUGAGAACCAAAGGUCAGGCAGCGGUGUGACCGAACAAUCAACACUGUUGACCUUUCAGACGGGUGUGAAAACAAGCAGAGGAGCCACUGAAAUCAACACUAAAUGCCAACACACAUUCUCGGUACAUUUCGAACAUGUAAAUCUUUCUACAGUAGUUUGUCAGCAGAAGCCACGCCUCCUUCUGAGUUAUUUUAGCAGAAUCGCUCCAAUAAGAAGAAAUGACCACUGCCACUCUUUGUGUUGUUUUUACACAGCAUUUAGUCUAGUUCACAGGUUUGAACAGUGCCUUUUGACAAUAACCAAGGUAUUAUGUCAGACUCUGAAACAGAAUAAACUGUUAUCUUUCAGCCACAUUAGUAAACUUUUUUUCCUUUUCAAUUAACAAGCCCCCAAAUAAGUGUGUGAUUAACUGUCAAUAUGCAAAGACGUACGUGUUCUUUUGUUAAUCAUUUUAAAGACUUUAAAAGAAGAGAAUGUCUAUGAGACAGUGCUAGUACCUUUAAUGAGAACGGUUCUCCCUGGUGUUCCUCAUGUCCAGCUACUGAUUUUUAGUGAUUCUGACCCCUGAAAACCUUUGCUGUGUUUACAGCAGUGUGGAGUGGCUGUGCAUAUGUGAGUUCCUGUGGUUUUUCUGUGUGCUGAGGGUUGUUUGGGUGUGGAGAGCCUGUAAGGUCAAAUAAACACCCAGAGGUUGA
This is a messenger RNA of Oryzias melastigma (Indian medaka), 1723 nucleotides long. RefSeq names its product peroxisomal biogenesis factor 19 (gene pex19). Bases 86 to 958 code for a protein of 290 amino acids. NCBI's taxonomy places the organism in Eukaryota, Metazoa, Chordata, Actinopteri, Beloniformes, Adrianichthyidae. The record is from RefSeq and is a predicted model, not a curated record. Gene Ontology annotation, biological process: protein import into peroxisome membrane. The transcript is spliced from 8 exons. Gene Ontology annotation, cellular component: peroxisome; peroxisomal membrane.